Messenger RNA from Micropterus dolomieu (smallmouth bass), 712 nucleotides. It is a transcript of the gene ift20, whose product is annotated as intraflagellar transport 20 homolog (Chlamydomonas). The record is from RefSeq and is a predicted model, not a curated record. Gene Ontology annotation, biological process: intraciliary transport; protein localization to cilium; centrosome localization. NCBI's taxonomy places the organism in Eukaryota, Metazoa, Chordata, Actinopteri, Centrarchiformes, Centrarchidae. Gene Ontology annotation, cellular component: centrosome; cilium; intraciliary transport particle B.
CUUUGUUUGGUGAUUACUUGCCAACGUUCUGCCACAUAGCCGAUGCAACACAGAGCAGUCUGCGGUAACGGAGAUAACGUUAGCUGUUUAAACAGGUCAAAUGUGUAGUUUUCUGGCCGGAGCGUAACAGUUUAAUAUACAGGAACUUAAUCAGCCUUAAGGAAGGUAACGUUAGUGUGUUUUUAAGUCGUUGUCAAAUUGGCUUUUGUGAUCAGGCUAGCGUAACGUUAGCUUAGCUAAGUUAAUUUAACUAAUUUAGGUUAACGUUACGUUACACCAGCUUAACGUUAGGUAGUUGAAGCGAUGUUGAUGACUCCCCCCGCUUCGUCUGUCGACUGGGCAGUUGAAUAGGCAAGAAUUUCCAUUGGGGAAAAAAACACAAAAGCCCCGUGGCCAUGGCUAAAGACCCAUUAGCCGAGGCAGGCUUUUAUUUUGAUGAACUCAACAAGCUAAGGGUACUGGAGCCUGAUGUCAGCCAGAAGACAUCAGAGCUCAAGGAAGAGUGUAAAGAAUUUGUCGACAAAAUUGGCCAGUUUCAGAAGAUAGUGGGAGGUCUAAUUGAGCUGGUGGAUGAAUUGGCAAAAGAAGCAGAGACAGAAAAGAUGAAGGCAAUCGGAGCCAGAAACCUGCUGAAGUCAGUGGCAAAGCAAAGAGAGGCUCAACAGCAGCAGCUUCAGGCGCUCAUAGCUGAGAAGAAGAUGCAAUUGGAGAG